Messenger RNA from Prunus armeniaca (apricot), 234 nucleotides. The record is from the annotation of a GenBank genome assembly. NCBI's taxonomy places the organism in Eukaryota, Viridiplantae, Streptophyta, Magnoliopsida, Rosales, Rosaceae.
AUGCACGAUACUGUCAAAGCCAAGGUCAAAGAAGCUGGCUUUUUGCCCUUUGUGUCAAUAUUAAGGCAUGGAAAGAAAAGGGAUAAGCCAUUACUUGUGGCCUUAGUUGAGAGAUGGUGGGACACUACCCACACAUUCCACUUUGAUGAAGUUGGAGAGAUGACGAUGACCUCCACGAACUUCGCAGCAAUCAGAGGAUUGCGUGUGGGUGGGAAGCGAUUAAAGUACUAUUGA